This is a messenger RNA of Cladophialophora yegresii CBS 114405, 2079 nucleotides long. RefSeq lists its product as uncharacterized. Lineage: Eukaryota; Fungi; Ascomycota; Eurotiomycetes; Chaetothyriales; Herpotrichiellaceae. Gene Ontology annotation, cellular component: nucleus. The transcript is spliced from 3 exons. Gene Ontology annotation, biological process: regulation of DNA-templated transcription; DNA-templated transcription. The coding region runs from base 1 to 2079 and encodes 692 amino acids. Gene Ontology annotation, molecular function: transcription cis-regulatory region binding; DNA-binding transcription factor activity, RNA polymerase II-specific; zinc ion binding. The record is from RefSeq and is a predicted model, not a curated record.
AUGAGCACGUCUGAAUUACCUGAGGUCCAUAGCGAGGGCAGCGACGACAGCGACGAGGCGGAGCAAUACAAGGGCGCCGCUCCCAAAGCCAAAACCGUCAGAUCGAGUCGUGCAUGCAUAACUUGCAGACGGAUGAAAACGAGAUGCGAGAUCGAUGAGGCACUAGGAAGUGCUUGCAAAUUGUGCAUCAGGACGAGACGUCAAUGCAUUAUGCAGGAUAUACCUCGACGAAGAAAAAGAAAGACGACCGAGAGAGUAGCAGACCUGGAAGAGAAGAUCAACAUUCUGACGGCGUUACUUGCAUCCAAAGACGCUGGUGCAUCGACCACGGACACUGAUUCCGUCCCUAACCGACCCGACCCUGACCAGGAGUCGUCAGUAACGCCCGAAGAGAGCCUCAUCGCGGAAGCGUUGUCACGAGGCCUCUUCGAUUGGGAAACGGCCUGCGCGGCAUUUGAGAGGUACCAGCAUGAAAUGAGUCACUACUUCCCGUUCGUGGUGUUUCCAAAGACCACGAACGCCAAAAUUCUCAGGGAGCAGCAGCCCCUGUUGUUGUUUGCCAUUAUUACCGUCUCUAUUUCCAAGAUACGGAGCAAGGUUGAUUCGGAGCUCUGCGACAUGUUGGUCAAAGACCUUGCGCUGCGGAUCGUGUACAAAGGGGAGAGGAGCCUUGAGUUGGUGCAGACUCUCCUUGUCCAUGUCUGCUUCUACUCAAGGGCGCUGCAGAUGCGCGACCUAAACUUCAAUCAGAUGACACACAUCGCCAGCACUAUGGCCACCGAUAUAGGCUUAGGGAGGCGUCCUCAUCGGGCGACCUCGGAGCCACGCAACGGUCCUUACCAAUUGGAGUCUCUUGCAGCACGGAGAGCUUGGUUAGGAUGCUACUAUAUGGCCACGAGCAUCUCGAUGGCUCUCCGUCACCCUGCCUUCGUCCGGUGGUCCGUGUACACUGAGCAGUGCCUGGAUAUCAUCUCAGUCGAACCCCCUGCGUUACCAAGCGACGUCUGGCUGUGUGACUUGAUACGCAUCCAGCGUAUUGCUGAAGCUGGGUCGCUCGCCUUCUCCAUGGACGACCCGGGCGCGAGUGUUACUCUUCGGGACAUCAGAAUUCAAUAUCAGCUGCGAGGCUUUCGUCAGCAACUCGAUUACUGGCGACGACAUGCGAGAACGGACUUGAGCCUGCCAUACGUGCGGCACGUCGCGGCAAGUACCGAUCUCUUCAUCAACGAGAUAGCUCUCCAUCCGGAGCACGACAUAGAUGAUCUUCGAUCGCCGCUCCGUAUUCCUCAGACUAAGGGACUGGACGAGCUUGCCUUGAAGUUCAAAGACCUGCACUUCAUACCCGCCAGAGAGGAGGCCCUCUUUGCAUGCCUGGCUGCUAUCCAUGAAUGCUUCGAUGCUUUGCUGUCCACAGACAUUGCCACGGCUUCCACGUUACCAAACCUCUUCUUCGUCCGUACUGGAUACGCCGCUCGAGCGCUGCGCAAGUUACUCAACAUAUGUGACAGCCAGGCGGAAUACGAAGGCAGGUCCCAUAUCGACGUGAGGGAUUUGAAGUUCGAAGAAUAUCUGAACUCCAUCAUCGCUCUACUGGCCAAAGUGCACUCUGAGAACAACUCCACCGUUGCGCGAGCUUUCGGAUUAGUCCUUGCGCAAAUCAAGGCACAAGCUUUGGAAUCGUCCAAGUUGCUCUCCGCGGUCAGGUUGCCAGGCGAUAGUAGCGGCAUCGACCCGAAACUGGACCCGGACUCAACUUUUUCAAUAGGUACAAAAGGGCCAUGCGAUGAUCCAUGCUACCAACUCUUGGGGAGUGCAGCAGUCUCACGGCCAGACUUUGCCACUGGAACGCCAUUUGCUGCUCCUCCAACCCUCCCCAUUCAGCCUCCACCGGUUGCUGGUCCCCUACACCCGCAAGCUCAGGUUCACCCGACCCCGUGGCAAGAGAACGAUGCAGACGAUGAAUUCAUGACAGGAAUUGAUGUUUUGCAGUGGUUCGAGCAGGAUUUCGCCUUGACCUCUGGAGCCUUCGACUACGACGGUAUGGGUCUGCAGCCUGCAGACGGGCAUUGGCAGUAUUGA